Messenger RNA from Ornithorhynchus anatinus (platypus), 2447 nucleotides. It is a transcript of the gene NIT2, whose product is annotated as nitrilase family member 2. Lineage: Eukaryota; Metazoa; Chordata; Mammalia; Monotremata; Ornithorhynchidae. Gene Ontology annotation, cellular component: mitochondrion. Gene Ontology annotation, biological process: oxaloacetate metabolic process; L-glutamine metabolic process. The transcript has 10 exons. The record is from RefSeq and is a predicted model, not a curated record. Gene Ontology annotation, molecular function: omega-amidase activity. Bases 101 to 931 code for a protein of 276 amino acids.
GCCGCUGCCUCCGCCCCCUCCAACCCCCCGUGCCGGGGCCUCGGCUGGGCUUGCGGGGGCUGUGCUGGACGCUCUGCCCACGGCGAUCGCCCGGACCAUCAUGGCCAACUUCCGCUUGGCACUCAUCCAGCUGCGAGUUUCUUCAGUCAAGGCAGAAAACCUGGCACGAGCCACUGGCUUUAUUAAGGAGGCAGCAGCCCAGGGAGCCCAGAUUGUGUCUCUGCCGGAGUGCUUUAAUUCUCCCUAUGGCACUAAUUACUUCAAGCAAUAUGCAGAGAAAAUCCCUGGGGAAUCCACACAAAAGCUUUCUGAAGUAGCAAAGGAGUGCGGCAUUUAUCUCAUUGGAGGUUCGAUUCCUGAAGAGGAUGCCGGGAAACUGUAUAACACUUGCACCGUGUUUGGUCCUGAUGGGUCUCUUCUGGUCAAGCACAGGAAGAUUCACUUGUUUGAUAUUGACAUUCCCGGAAAGAUUCACUUCCAAGAGUCAGAAACACUGAGCCCCGGAGACAGUUUCUCUACGUUUGAUACGCCUUACUGCAAAGUGGGCCUGGGGAUCUGCUACGACCUCCGCUUUGCCGAACUCGCUCAGAUCUACACCCAGAGAGGAUGCCAGCUGUUGGUAUACCCAAGCGCUUUUAACAUGACGACGGGACCCGCCCACUGGGAGCUGCUGCAGCGGGGCCGGGCAGUUGACAACCAGCUGUACGUGGCCACAGCCUCCCCUGCUCGAGAUGAAAAAGCCUCUUACGUGGCGUGGGGACACAGCACGGUGGUAGGCCCCUGGGGAGAUGUCCUAGCCAAAGCUGGCCCAGAGGAAACGAUCAUACACACAGACAUAGAUCUCAAAAAGGUGGCUGACAUCCGCCAGCAGAUACCCAUUCUUAGCCAGCGGCGCCCUGAUCUCUAUGCCAAAGAAGCAAAAAAGUUUUGAGCAGGUCUCUCCCAGUCAGGAAGGAAGUGUGAUGCUGAGCAAUUUUUCUGGUCUGCUGGUAUAUCUUUGUUUUUCUCCUCCCACCUUUAACAUUGCCCCCGAGCCCAAAGUAGCAGUCAGUAUUUACUCCCAACCCAGCACCAAGAUUCCUUCCUCUCCCAUCGCUAGACAGUGGGACUACACCCCGGAGGCGUGGUGACUCGAGCCCAGUGGGAUCCAAAAACCGGAAUUAUUAUUUUGAAGGGCCUUAAGCUAAAUGAGCCUCGUGGUAUGGCCAACUUGUCUUCCAUCCUCCCUCCCUGUAUCCUAACAAGGUCAGUGAGUUAGACUCCACCAUUUCGGUCUGGUUGCCUGCACGGUUUGAGCUAAGGAAGCCUUGUGCCAUAAACGGGAAAGUUCCUCUGGUCCAAAUGUGAGCAAGAGACUUCAGCUCUUAUCCUUCCUCAUGCCACCAUGUCUUUCUCAGGGAAAGCAGGAGGAAGAAGAAAGCGGUUCCACCUUUCUUCCCUUGCCUGAGACUUGAUUCCAGAUCCUCUAUUAGCCGUGGAGUCCAAUGCCCUUGAGAGGGGAAGCUGGGCUGGGCACAGGGAGCCACAGCCCAGACUAGGGAAGUGAGCAGAUCAAGCCCUGUGCUGCUUUCGUUAACGCUGAGGCAGGCAACCCAAGGGGCUUCCUCACACAUCAUUCUUCCACUUGGAAUCAGGCCAAGUUGAGGGAGAAAAGAAAGACGUGAAAUUAUUAAGGCCGUCUCAACUCUUUUCCUUUCCUGUGUGGGAUUACUGCUAACUCUUGUCACCCCCUCACAAUCACAAGAGCAAAAGUUCUUUAAAGAAAUGGUUGCCACGUUCUGAUUUCUCUAACAGCCUAUGCUGUGGGCCCAGGUUCCAUUCAGGACGUAUCCCCAGAGCCCAGCUGAUCGGUUCAGCACACAAAGCAAUGCUACAGUGGGCUGAUGGUCAGCUGCUCAGUUCAAAAUUGUGGGGAAAUCAGUCACUGAGCACUUACUGAAUGCUCGGGAGAGGACGGAACAACCAAAUAACAUCCAUGAUGUCUUCUCCAAACAUUCAGAUGCCAUCACUAAACAGUCCUUGGGGAAGGAGAGAUGUCAAAAAUCAUUCGGGGGGUGGGGUGGGUGAUUGUUCUGUUUCUGUCCCAGCUCAGUGAGAGUUUGUGUGGAUAAAAACUGCAGAGGUGAAAGGCCUUAAAUGUAAAAUUGAAGGACUACUGCAAAGAAAAGCUACUUCUCUCCCUCCUGGUUUUUUGCAGAGCACCUUUGACUAACUCAGCCCCGAGUCUACUUUCUCCUCUGGUAACCGACUAAUUCAGCAAGGAGGAGUGGACCAGGGAGUGGUUAGGUUAAGAUGCCUGCAUUGCUUGUUCUUUCCUUAAAUUAAUGAAUUAAAAUAAUUAUUUAAAUUAAUAAAUUAAUUGAGUAAUGGAAGAGGGGGAAGGUUAUUAAGCUGCAUUGUCUGCUACAAGCAUAGGGUUUCCCUCAAUAAAUGCUGAUGUCUGAUCA